AUGAGUCGAGAUCAGCCAACGUACCUUAUUCCAAAACGAUUUAUAAUUGUAGGGUUAUGCGCAGUGACUUUUGCAAACUGCUAUGCAGAUCGAUCGAACAUAGUUUUUAUGUCAAUGGAUUUUGGAUGGUCAUCAACGACACAAGGAUUAGUGUUAUCAGCAUUUUUCGUAGGAUACUUAACACCCAAAUAUUAG
Messenger RNA from Funneliformis mosseae, 195 nucleotides. The record is from the annotation of a GenBank genome assembly. Lineage: Eukaryota; Fungi; Glomeromycota; Glomeromycetes; Glomerales; Glomeraceae.